CUUUUAAUUUCCCCUGAAAAACAAAAGCCACUGGUUACAUCCUGGACCUGUUUAUUAAUUUGUGGCGAUGAGCAAGAUGAAUAACAAGCAAGAUAUCAUGAAGACUCAGGCUUGUGUUCUUAGGGUGAAUAUACACUGUGAUGGCUGCAAGCACAAGCAUAUAUAUGGUACCACAAUCAUAGCUGCAAUUUGUCUUGAACAUUUUACUGUAUUUCAUUUCUGACUUUUGUUUUCUAGGUUUUGAAUCUCAGUAUUGUGCUGAAAUUUAUUUUGUCCAAACUCCUUUGGAUUCAAUUGUCUGCUCCGUCCCUUUAAUUUGACUUUUGGCAAUCAAAUGAGACAAAAUUCAAUCGUUAAUUUAACAAAAAUAUUCGCAUUACUUAUUUUUUCAAAAAAUGAUUUAAUUGGAUUUGUCCGGUAUAUUUUUUUUUAAAAAAUAUUUUAUUAGUACAAAUUAAGUAUAGUAUAUUGUAAUAUGAAGUAUUUACUCCAUAUUUAAUUGAUGAUCAAACUUCGUCCAGAUUCGUCCAAAUUGCAAAAAGUCAAACUGGCCAGUAUGUGUCUGUCUUUUCUUUUUUGGAUUUGUUGCAAGUAUACCAUAUUUUGAAAAAAAAUACUUGAUUCGCAAAAGAAUAUUAGUUUUAAGGAAAUUGUUAGACACAUGGAUUUAUGAACUUGUAUUGUUAAAUUUUGAGAUUUUCUCAUAAUAUAUAGUUUUUUUAAGUAGACAUUUUCUCGUAAUAAUUAAAUAAAAAUACUAUAGAAACUGAAAAAUUAAUCUAAAACUCUAAUAAAUCGGAUAUGGUAUUAUGCUUUUACUUUUUUAGUAGGUAGUCUUAUCAUUAUUGUGCUGUUUACUUUAUCAUGGUGUAUAAAAUAUUACCCAUUGAACUUUAUUUGCUUUUAUUAUUACUCCGUAUUAUUUAAAGGUACUGUGUGGCGUGCUAAAACAUCAUUGUGUUUUGUAUUUUUUUUUCCCCAAAUCUUUGUACUCCAAUCUUUUUUCUUUGUUUUUUAGGAGUUUAUGGUGUGAAGAUAGAUGCAGACAAUGGGAAAGUGACAGUAACUGGGAAUGCUGAUCCAGCAACACUUUUGAAGAAGCUUGAGAAAUCAGGAAAGCAUGCUGAACUAUGGUCUCAAAAGGGGAAUACUAAUAAUAAUAAUAAUAAUCCAUUCAAGAUGAUGAACAACCAGUUCAUGAAUUUGGAGCUUGGGGAUUUCAAAGGGGGAAAAGACCCGAAAUCGCGGGGCAAAGGCGGGGAUAAUAAGGACCAGCAGAAGGGUGGGGGACAUAUGAUGCAAAAUCUCAUGAAGGGUGGUGGUGACAUGAUGAUGAGAGGCCCUCCCCCCAACCCCAAGGGCCAAAAGACGGUCAAGUUCGAUUUGCCCGAGGACGAGUUUGAUGAUUGUGAUGAUUCCGAUGAGGACGAGGAUGAGUUUUAUGAUGACGACGAAGAUGAUGAUGAUUCGGCCGAUGACGAGCUAAUUGAAGGUGGUGGCCGCCGCCACCCUCCACCGCCCUCCUCCAAGUCCAAGACAAAAAAUCAAAAGGAGGGCGGUGUCAAGGGUGGCGGCGGCGGCGGGUCCCGUGGUUUCAGUGGGAUGAUGAACAUGUUGAAGGGUGGGGUUGGUAAUAAUGGCAAAAGUGGUGGGAAGGCCAAGAAAGGUGAUGGGGUUGAAAUCCCAAUGCAGUUCAAGGGCUUGACUGGUGGUGGGAAUCACAAUGAUGUUGGUGGUAAGAACAUGAUUGGGGGCAAAAAUGGAAAAGGUGGAAAAAACAAUGGUCAAUUUGUUGGUGCUGCAGGACCUCAUGGUAAUAAAAAAGGUGUUGGCCAAAACAAUGGGGGUGAUAAUUGGGGUCACAAAGGUGGAGGCCAGCUUAUGAUGAACAAUCCCCAGAAAGGAUUAUUCCAUGAAGGUGGUGGUGGUAGAGGCAUGGGCCAAAUGGGACCCAUGGGCCAUUACCCGAUGAUGGGCAAUCCGGCGGCCGUCCAAGGCCUUCCCGCUCCGCCGGGCCCCAUGAAAGGCGGCGGCGGCGGUUAUUUCCCCGGGAUGAUGGGGCCAGGCGGCGGCGGCGGAAACCCAUACUACCCUCAUCCGCAACAACAGCAGUACAUGGCUCAAAUGAUGAUGAACCAAUACCAGCAGCAGCGACCGUACGGGUACGACAUGCCCGGUGGCGGCACGGGCACCCAUCCGAUGAUGUACGCGCCGCACCCGCACCCGCACCCGGCAAUGGGCUACGGGCCGCUGAUGCACCCGCCGGCCAACGACAACUUCACCCACAUCUUCAGUGAUGAAAACACUGGUAGCUGUAGUGUAAUGUAAAUCUGUUUUACCAUUUCACCCUUUCUGAAGACUUGCUGUAAGGAGGUAUAAUUAAUUACCUGCCGUAGUUUGGUGUGGUAAUUUUUGCUGUGGUAAUUCUCAAAGAUUGUUUUGAAUCUAUAUAGCCUAUUUUAUUGCUUGUGGGCCCCAUAUGUUCCCACCCAGUUUCAGCAGGAAGUGAAAUGCUUUCCUUAGACGAGGGUGUGAUAUGAAACAACAAACAGUGUCGCUUGUGUUUGGGGACCAGAAAAAUCUAAGUGACAAGGGGUAUGGGAUCUUCCGCUUUUGGUAAAGAGUAAGUUUUUAGUAGGAAAGAAGUUUGUUUUAUGUCCUUUUGUGUACCAAAGCUACUCCCUCGGUUUAACUUCUCGAUUAUGGGUUGAGAUACCAUGUUUGCUUAUGAUAUUUUAGAUAUUUUGAAUUAAAUUGUGUACCAAAAAAUGGUACCACACUUCAUACUCUUUUGCCAGAGAUAUCAACAUUAGAUGGAAUAGUACUUACAAAUUGAUUGCACAGAUCCUAAGAUAUAAAGAGGAACUUGCUGAAUUUUUUAGGGAUGAACUUCGUAUAAUCAUUAAUCCUUUUGAAUUUGUUAUUGUUGAAAAAUUGAAUGCCGUAUUAGAAGUUUUUAAUAACGCAACUCUUACUUUUUCCCAUGUUUACCAACCAACUACAAAUACAUUUUUUAAAGAGUGCAUUACAAUCGCAACAUGUUUUCGUGAAAGUAUGGCUGAUCCAGAUUUGUACCCUUAUGUCUCUCCUAUGAGAGAUAAAUGGUGUACUUAUUAUUUGUACAUUCCUGAUAUUUAUAAAAUAGGUAUUAUUUGUGAUCCACGAUUUAAGAUUGAAAAUUUUAAAAUUCUAAUUGAGUAUUACUACAGUUGUUUUUUAGAUAAAAAUAGUUAUUACUACAGCUAUUUAGUAGAAUGGAAAAAUGAAAGAGAUAAUGCUAU
Molecule: messenger RNA, 3281 nt
Organism: Cuscuta campestris
Lineage: Eukaryota; Viridiplantae; Streptophyta; Magnoliopsida; Solanales; Convolvulaceae
Source: the annotation of a GenBank genome assembly